Messenger RNA from Brassica napus (rape), 2929 nucleotides. RefSeq names its product protein PHOX1-like. The transcript is spliced from 3 exons. The record is from RefSeq and is a predicted model, not a curated record. NCBI's taxonomy places the organism in Eukaryota, Viridiplantae, Streptophyta, Magnoliopsida, Brassicales, Brassicaceae. Gene Ontology annotation, molecular function: protein binding. The coding region runs from base 287 to 2581 and encodes 764 amino acids.
UUCUUUUUUUUACAUCCAUAAAGACACUAUUGAGUUUAUAAUUUUUUUGUCAUCCUCAUGGUUAACAAAGAAAAUGAGUUUGUCCUUUUCUCUGUAUUUAUUUGAUCAACCGGGAUGGUUUAAAUACAAAUACAAAGUUGACUUGUCCGAAUAGAAAUUGUCGGUGAAAUUGUUAUACAACAAGAGUUCUUCUCUCCUUCUAUUUUAUUCUGUGGAUUAGAGAUAUUACUCCAUCCUUUCCAAACUAAAAUUCGAAUUUCUCUGUUUCGAUUUGGAUAUUGAUUCAAUGGGAAAACCAACGGGGAAGAAGAAGAAUCCCGAUACUCCUCCGACGGAUUCUUCCGGUCGCGGUGGUGGCGGAGGAGGAAACAAAUCAGGAAAAAGCUUGGUUCGUUCGGCCUCCAAGGCGGACGAAGACAUGGCGAUCUUCAUCAAUCGAGCAUUAGAGCUGAAAGAAGAAGGAAACAAGCUAUUCCAGAGACGUGACACGGAAGGCGCCAUGUUAAGGUACGAUAAAGCCGUCAAACUUUUACCUAGAGAUCACGGAGACGACGUUGCUUACCUUCGAACGUGCAUGGCCUCUUGUUACAUGCAAAUGGGAUUAGGAGAGUAUCCCAACGCCAUUAACGAAUGCAAUCUCGCUCUGGAGGCUUCUCCUAAGCACACCAAGGCUUUGUUGAAACGCGCUCGGUGUUACGAGGCGCUGAAUAAGAUGGAUUUCGCGUUUAGGGAUUCGCGUCUUGUUCUGAGUAUGGAGCCUGAGAAUGUUUCUGCUAAUGAGAUCUUUGAGAGGGUCAAGAAGGUUUUGGUGGCCAAAGGGAUCGAUUUGGUGGAGUUGGAGAAGAGUUUCCUCCACGUGGAGCCUGUUGGCGCUGCUAGGCUAAGGAAGAUUGUCAAGGAGAGGUUGAGGAAGAAGAAGAGGAAGACGGAGAGGAAAAGUAUCGAGGAUGCCGCCAAAAUUGAAGAUGAUAAGAGGUUAGAGGAUAAGGUUGUGGUUGAGGAGAAGAAGGUAAAUGCUGAAAAAGAUGUUGAAGGGAAAAGCAACCAAGGUAUUGUUGAGAGUUCAAAAGUUGAAGAUGGAGAUAGCAGGAGGAAGAAACUAGAGGAGGAGAAGAAAGCUACUAGUCCUGUCAUGGAUAAAGAGGUCAUUGCUUCAGAGAUUGACCCAAAGGUGACUAGGACGGUGAAGCUGGUUCAUGGAGAUGAUAUACGCUGGGCGCAAUUGCCGUUGGAUUCUAGCGUUAGACUUGUGAGAGACGUUAUCAAAGAUCGGUACCCUUCUCUCAAGGGUUUCUUGAUCAAGUAUAGAGACCAAGAGGGUGAUUUGGUUACCAUUACCACCACGGAUGAGCUCAGACUGGCUGCUUCCACGAGGGAGAAACUCGGCUCUUUUAGAUUAUAUGUAACUGAAGUUAGCCCCAAUCAAGAACCCACUUAUGAAGGUAGUAUGAACAAUGAGGAAUCAACCGGUAAGUUUGCUAAGGGAUCGAGUAGUGUUGCUGAUAAUGCAAGUGUUGGAGAGUGUGUGGAAUCUGAGAAAGCAUCUGCUGGCCUUGAUCAUUGGAUUUUCCAGUUUGCGCAGUUGUUCAAGAACCAUGUCGGGUUUGAUUCUGAUUCUUACUUGGACCUUCAUAACCUUGGGAUGAAGCUUUAUACAGAAGGGAUGGAAGAUACCGUCACUGGGGAAGAUGCGCAAGAACUCUUUGAUAUUGCUGCUGAUAAGUUCCAAGAAAUGGCUGCACUUGCCUUCUUUAACUGGGGGAACAUUCAUAUGUCUAAGGCAAGAAGACAGAUCUAUUUUCCCGAGGACGGCUCGAGAGAAACUAUACUAGAGAAGGUCGAGGCAGGAUUUGAAUGGGCAACGAAGGAGUACAACAAAGCUGCAGAAAAAUACGAGGAAGCGGUUAAAGUUAAAUAUGAUUUCUACGAAGCUUAUCUUGCACUCGGGCAACAACAGUUUGAGCAGGCUAAGCUUUGCUGGUAUCAUGCGCUUGGCAACAAGACGAUAGAUGUAGAUAGCGACGCUUCUCAGGAUGUAUUAAAGCUCUAUAACAAAGCUGAGGAGAGUAUGGAAAAGGGUAUGCAAAUUUGGGAAGAGAUGGAAGAACGCCGUCUAAAUGGAAUUUCCAACUUUGAUCAACAUAAAGAAAUGCUUCAGAAGCUGGGUUUGGAUGGGGUGUUUAGUGAAACGUCCGAUGAAGAAAACACAGAGAAAACAGCUAAUAUGAGCUCUCAGAUUAACCUGUUGUGGGGUUCUUUACUAUAUGAACGGUCUAUUGUUGAAUAUAAGCUUGGCCUACCUACUUGGGAUGAAUGCAUGGAGGUUGCAGUGGAGAAAUUCGAACUAGCUGGAGCUUCAGCAACCGAUAUAGCUGUCAUGGUAAAGAACCAUUGCUCAAAUGAGAAUGCACUUGAAGGUAUGGGAUUCAAGAUCGAUGAGAUUGUACAAGCUUGGAAUGAGAUGUAUGAUGCCAAAAGAUGGCAGAUCGGUGUCCCAUCUUUCCGGCUAGAACCUUUGUUCCGGAGACGGUCACCAAAACUGCAUGAUAUUUUAGAGAAUGUAUUUUCAGGGCCUCAGUGAUGAAAACCCUCAUCAUAUAUACAGACCGCACAUAUCAUCAGUUGGCAUCAGUUUUGAUGUUUUCACUAGGUAUUGCUAUUUACUCGGAGUUGUAUGCAAUUUUUCUUUCUUUUUGUUUGGUUUGUCAGCUUUUUGGAAGCAAUUUUUUUUUUCUCUUGGCGGGUAUGGCCGUGAAGAAAAUGCGUGAUGACUUUUGUCCAGUUUGGGUUCCAAUUUUUUUUUCCUUUUCAUUUUGGUGGGUCUGUAAUUAUAUCAUUGUUUUGUAAUUUUUUUAUUGAUUGUUUGGAAUUGUUUGUGUAUAUCUGUGAUGGUUUUAUAUAUUGUUUGGAAUCCAUAUUAUUUGUCAAA